Molecule: messenger RNA, 2953 nt
Organism: Hippoglossus stenolepis (Pacific halibut)
Lineage: Eukaryota; Metazoa; Chordata; Actinopteri; Pleuronectiformes; Pleuronectidae
Gene: phf19
Product: PHD finger protein 19
Exons: 14
Coding region: 159-1850 (563 amino acids)
Biological process (GO): chromatin organization; regulation of DNA-templated transcription
Cellular component (GO): nucleus
Molecular function (GO): chromatin binding; DNA binding
Source: RefSeq, a predicted model, not a curated record
CAGACAGACAGAGAGACAGAGAGAGAGACAGAGAGAGACAGAUAGAGACAGAUAGAGACAGACAGAGACAGAUAGAUACAGAUAGAUAGAGGGAAACGGAGACACAGAUCACCUGUCUGUCUCACUGCAGUCCGACCUAUCUGACGGACCAGAGGAGGAUGUUUGAGGACCUGAUUGAAGACUUCUGUGGUCUAGAGCCUCAGGUGUCUCCAGGGGGCGGGGUAUGUCAGAAGGGGCGGGGUCUUGAUGAAGAAGAAGGGGAGGGGUCCAGUCUGAGUGUUGGACAAUUUGUCCUCUGUCAUUGGUCAGAUGGACUCUACUACCUGGGCAAGAUACAGAGGGUGAGCUCGUCCAGACAGAGCUGCUUCGUCACCUUCGAAGAUAACUCCAAGUUCUGGGUUCUGUGGAAGGACAUCCAACACGCUGGAGUGCCGGGGGAGGAGCCUCGAUGUUCUGUGUGUCGUGGGGUGGGGCCAAACUCUGAUGGCCAAUCAAAUCCAACCAACCAGAUCCUCAUCUGUGGGAAGUGUGGGAUUGGUUUCCAUCAGCAGUGUCAUGUUCCUCCUGUAGAGGGCAGCAACAUCCUCAGUCCCUGGUUCUGUAGACGCUGUGUGUUUGCUUUGGCUGUCAGGAAAGGGGGCGCUCUAAAGAAAGGUCCAGUAGCUAAAGCUCUGUCAGCCAUGAAGCAGGUGCUGCUGUACGAUCUGGACUCACUGGACUGGGACUCUCAGCACCGGACCAAUCAGCAGCAGUGUUACUGUUACUGUGGAGGCCCCGGAGAGUGGUAUCUGAAGAUGCUGCAGUGUUUCAGGUGUCAGCAGUGGUUCCAUGAAGCUUGUAUCCAGAGUCUGAACGAGUCCAUGAUGUUUGGAGACAGGUUCUACCUCUUCCUGUGUUCGGUCUGUAGUAAGGGGACAGAGUACGUCCGUCGUUUGUCUCUCAGGUGGGUGGAUCUGGUUCAUCUGGUUCUCUACAACCUGUCCGUCAGCAGCAAAAAAAAAUACUUCGAGCUCGACGAGAUCCUCGCCUUUGUUUCCGCCAAUUGGGAACAUCUACAGCUCGGAAAGCUGUCAAAUACUCUUCCAGCAGACAGGGGGCAGCACCUUCUGGAUGCCCUGAACAAAUACAAGAGCAAGUUUCUUUGUGGGAAGGAGAUAAAGAAGAGGAAGUGCAUCUUUCGUCUGAGGACCAGAGUUCCGCCUAACCCCCCCUCCAAGCUUUUUCCUGAGCGUGCUCAAAAUGAAGGGGGCCAGAGCCUCAAGAACGGUGUUGACAGAAACAGUGCUUCAGCCAAGAGGAAGAGGAGGAAGUCCAAGUGGCUGCUCGAAGACGCCAUCCCUAACAACGAGUCGUCCUGCAGCUGGACGUCCAACCACCACAUGGCCAACUUCUUCGACUUCACCCUGGAUGAACUGCAGAGCCUCAAGAGUCAGCUGAUCAGAUUUGAUGUCCUCAACUCCUCCAGUAGAACCGUCAGUAUUGAUCAGGAUUCCACUGACGCCUCCACUUCAGGUUCUGCUACGACCAGCGCCUCCUACCACCUCAGGAGGAGGGUGGGCAGCAGGAAGAGGAAGUUACCUAGCUACAGCCAGUGGGCCAGUCGCAGCGAAGCAGGGGAGGAGCUUACUGGGAUCUUGGAGGAUCCAGAAGCUAUAACCCACGCCCAUCUAUCAUCAAACUCCUCCCAUUUCCUUUCCAACCCCUCCCAGCUCCACUCAUCCAUUUCCUCGUAUUUUGGAGUGGCGGGCAGACUGACCAAUGGGGAGAGGUACCAGGUGUUGGCUCGACGAAUCACUCCACAGGGGACGGUCCAGUACCUGCUGGAGUGGGAGGGGACAACACCAUAUUAGGACGUUUUCCUGUCACACUUUGAUUCCUCUUCCUCCACUCACUGGUUCUACUGAUUGGUCGAAAACAGAGCUCAUUUAGUCGUAUUUCUAUGACGACAAUCCACUCAACUCAUCUCCUGGUUACAGGGACGUUGGUUUUAGUCAAUGUUUUUAAGAACACUGACGUCUUUGAUUUGACAGAAAUAGAUAAUGAAAGAACAUCUGUUCCCAUGAUAAUGAUGACAUGUUCCCAACAUCAAAACAUGUCCUCACAAAACCCUGUUCGCUAUAGUCCUCAGUCUGUUCCCUCAGACCUCUGUCAUCCUGUCCCCUCUAACAUCUGUCAAACGUCUGAGACCUCUCUACUGUGUCCCUGUAAACCUGUAUCAGACACGUGUCCCCGUAAACCUGUUUGAUGUUUUUCAUGUGUUUGGAGGAAUCAGAAGUCAAAGUUGAAAAUAAAGUGAAAACAAAAUGUUUGUGUAUAAACAGGCACACACACACUCAGUAGUGUUGCAUUGUGUGUUUUCAGGAGUUUAAACAUGUUUGUUCUUAUUUGUAAACGGUCAGUGGCUCCUGUAGUUUCCUAUAGCGCCCCCUGGCUGUCAGACAGCACAGUGUCCUCACAGUUAAUAACAUCUCUGGUGACCUCAUCAGGUAUUUCUAAUGCGUUGUUAAAAUUACCGUCACUUUCUACCUGUGACCGACUGCCGAGAUCAAAGCUCCUAUACCAAAACUACCAAAACGAUAAACUACAAAUCCCAGCCUCCCAGAGCUGUGUUCUUGCACUAUAACAUUCAGUAUCUAUGCAAACUUCAAGAGAAACUGAUAAUCGAUCACAGAAAUUGAUCAGUGAUCAGGAGCUGUGUUUUGUUCAUGUAAAUUAGAUAAAGUUUGAUGUUAGCUCAUAGCUGACAGCCCAUUGUUUAGAAUGCUAACAGUGCUAAUAGUGCUAACAGUCUCUGAGCUGUCAUACUGUCACUCUGUCACUUUAAACCUCCUCCUUGCCGCCAUGGUAACCACGCUCCCUUACCAUUGGAUGGUUGUUGUGAUCAUGUGACUAUUUGUCUGUUCAGCUGACCAAUCAGCUGCCAGCUUUCUCUGGAAUAAAAGAUGAUUCUUGA